Insectozyma verbasci is the source of this 1443-nucleotide messenger RNA. NCBI's taxonomy places the organism in Eukaryota, Fungi, Ascomycota, Pichiomycetes, Serinales, Debaryomycetaceae. The record is from the annotation of a GenBank genome assembly.
AUGUCAUCAACAUCAACAAUUAAACAAGAAGAAGUAUUCUUUGUAAAUUGGAUAAAUAUUAAACUACUAGAAGAUUCAUUAAUUAACGCGACUCCAACAUCAACCGAGAAACCAGUAUUAAUUAACAAUUUAACAAGUGAUUUGCAACAUGGUUUAAUUUUAAUUAAAUUAAUAAAUAAGAUAAUUUAUGAUAUUACUUUAUCUAAUCCUUCAAAUGAAUUUGGUUUUUAUUAUCUUACUCCAAUAAACAAGAAUCCAACUUUAAAAUUACAAAAGUUUGAGAAUUUAAUUGAUUUUUUGAAAUUCUUAAAGAUUAUUUUACAGAUUAACAUUAUCGAUCUUAACGCUGAAGAUAUAUACGAUGGUAAUUUGAAAAGUAUACUAAACUUGAUAUGGAAUUUAUGGUUAUUUCAUAUAAAGUCGGUGCCACAAAUUAAAGAUUAUGCAGAUUUGAAAAGUAAUUUAUUGGAAUGGUUAAACGGCAGGACGAAUUUGGAUUUGAGGAAUUUUACAAAUGAUUGGAUAAUGCCAGAGAGAAUACUAACUAAAUUGGUUAACUCAUAUUAUAGAACAAGAGAUAGAUCAUUGUCGGAUUUAAUUGAAUUUAUAGAAUCUACAUUUGCAAUUCCUCAAUUGAUACAACCCCAAGAUUUCAAUAAUGAAAAGUGUUUAAUAGUUUAUCUAUUUGAAUUGUAUAAAGUAUUUGUGGUGGAAGAAAGUUAUAAAGAUUUAAUUGUUGACCAAACGUUCAAAGAUGUAGUAGAUUCAAUUAUAUACAUAUAUGAUUUGAAAAUAAAGUAUGAGAUAAAGGCAAAUAAGUUAUUAAAUGAACUACAAAAUUUGAUAAUACAACUAGAAGCAGAAGAGGACAAUUUGGAGAUUUAUAGAGAUUUCAAAUUGAAAGCCAAACCUGUGUUACUUUAUAAGUCAUAUCCGUCAUUAAUUCACAUUCAUGGUAUUAUCAAUUCAACUCUUGAUAACUUUGGAAUGUUUAAAUUUAAACCAAGUAUAGAUAUAAAUGAUAUAUCAAUUAAGUUGAAUGAGGUAAUGAACAUAGACCUAAAGCUUGAUGAAAAAUAUAAAUUAGAAGAAGAAGAAUUACAUUUGGAUGAAGACGAGGAAGAAGAGCCAAUAGACUUGCAGGUAUCCCCAAAUGAUUAUACAAUAUUCAAAUUAAAACUAAUAGAAUCAACAGAUGACUCGUUCCUAUCUGAUGUGAUAGACAAAGAUCAACUACAACAAUUUUUCAAAUUACUACCUAGUUAUAAUAAUCAUGAAGUUUCUGUUCCAUCGCCUAAUGAAUCAACAUUUGACUUAAUUUCUACAUCUUCAAGUUCAGAAGAUGAUACCAAUCAUAACAUAUUUGAUGAGUCUACAAUUAUAACUACAACCAGAUACAACUAUGUACAAUUUUUCGAAAGAUUAGAAAACGGAUUGAUAUAA